Cylicocyclus nassatus is the source of this 1368-nucleotide messenger RNA. Lineage: Eukaryota; Metazoa; Nematoda; Chromadorea; Rhabditida; Strongylidae. The record is from the annotation of a GenBank genome assembly.
CGAUAUGGUCACGUCGCUGGCCCAAAUCAGCAACGCGUCAUCGCUGAAAUUUGGUCAUGUCGCGGCAAAUUUGGACUUCAGUUGUAUAAUGGCAGAAGAGUCCUCCAAGGCGACAACAACGCCUGUUGUAUCAAGCGAUGAGAAGAAUUUUGUUGUUUCGUUCAUUCAGUUUAUUCGCCAUAAGGUCUCAGCGAAUCAGUGCACGGAGGAUCAGAUUGAAGCUCUAGAAGUGGCUGUGCAAUGUAUGGAAUCUGCAUUCGGGCUCACUGAUGCCAACUAUGCUUUCCAGCCCUCCAAACCACUACUCGAUGUUUUUAUUGCUGCGGAAGGGCUCCCUUCAGGAGAAGACAAACUCCCGGAGCCGACUGAAGCCGAAAUAGCGGAGGCCAACAAAUUGAAGGAAGAGGGUAAUGACUUGAUGAAAGCUUCUCAGUUUGAUGCUGCUGUCAGCAAAUACAAUGAAGCUAUAAAACUGCAUAGAGAUCCCGUAUAUUUUUGUAACAGGGCAGCUGCAUACUGUCGUCUAGAACAAUAUGAUCUCGCUAUACAGGACUGCCGAACUGCUUUAGCUCUCGAUCCCAAAUACAGCAAGGCUUAUGGUCGAAUGGGGCUCGCGUUAUCAUGCCAGAACCGUUAUGAGCAGGCUGUUGAAGCUUACAAGAAAGCUCUAGAACUUGAUCCCAACCAGGAAAGCUUCAAAAACAAUUUGAAGAUAGCCGAAGAAAAAGUGAAGGAGAUGGAGUCAGCGGCCCAUGCUAGCGGGGUACCACCGAACCCAUUCGCCGCCAUGUUUGGAGGCAAUGCAGGGGGAGCUGGUUUACCACCUGGCAUGGACUUCGCAUCACUUUUCAAUAAUCCACAGAUGCUCAACAUGGCUCAGAGUCUAAUGAAUGACCCCAACAUACAAAAUAUGAUGGGACAGUUGAUGUCAGGUGGUGCAGGCUUCGGCAAUAUUUUCCAAGCUGGUCAACAGCUCGCCCAACAAAUGCAGCAGUCCAAUCCUGAAUUUGUCGAGCAGUUGAGGCGGCAGUUUGAAGAUCAUGGCCGGAGUAACAACGAGAACAAUGAGGGCGGAAGUGAACAUGACCAGAACCAGAAUAACCAGCAAGACCGACAACAACAAUAAUGUCUCGGAGUUGCGUUUUAUUGAUUCGUUUUCAAGAAAUCUUCCAAGUCUUUGCCUGACUGUUCCUAUCUCUUCCUUUUGUUAUAUCACUAAACUGUUGAUAUUGGAGCUUGAUGUCUCGUCAUUUCAUUGCUUCUGUUUAUAUAAUCCAUAGGAUAUUGUGAUAAAAGACGUAUAGAACGCAUCAUUUUAUUGUAAUACCGAUACCAUUCGGAACAAAUAAAUAAGGGAUUUGAUAAGCA